GAGGAUGCAGAAUCUGGUCUGACUGGUCUCAAUGAAGAGCUCUGGGUAUUCAGGAGCACCCACUGAUCAACACUCCGGGCUACAAGAAACAUUUGUAUUUCUUUGCAGGAAGGGAGAUUAAAAUGAGGACUCUCUAUCCGCUGGUUAUCCUGUUGCUGGUGGUGCAGGUGGUCGCGGCCCUGAGAGAGCGGCCAAAGAGAGCGGCUCAGAGACACACAGACCAGCAUGUAGAUACACUAGACGGCCUCCGUCCACUACGACGUUCAAAGAGAAGAUGGGUCCUGACGACCAUAGUCCUGGAAGAGAACGACCAUGGACCCUUUCCAAAAUAUGCUGGAGAUCUCUUCAAUGACAGAUCUGAAAACUACUCCAUCCGGUAUCUCAUCAGCGGGCCUGGAGUGGAUGAACCUCCAGAAAUUGGUCUGUUCCAUAUGAAUGAUCAAAACGGUCAGGUCUUUGUGAACCGUCCUAUUGACAGAGAGAAGACACCCCUGUUUGUUAUUCGCUUUGAUGCUGCAGAGAGAGCAACUGGGACCAUUGUGGACAAGUCACUUAUCUUUAAUGUGGAAAUAAAGGAUCUAAAUGACAAUGCUCCGGUAUUUGAUAAAAAAAAUUAUGAAGUUACGGUAAAAGAAACUGCAAAUCUGGAUAAUCCCAUCUUUCAAGUCACGGCAAUGGAUUACGACAAGGAAAACACCUUAAAUUCUAAAGUUACCUAUUAUAUGGUUAAUCAGAUACCUGACAUUCCUAAUGUGAAAUUUAGUAUCGAUCCAGACAAUGGAUUAAUUCGUGUAAAAGGCUGCUUGAAUUUUCAGAGUGCAAGCAUCAUGAGGCUCAUUGUAGGUGCUCGUGACAAUGCAGCUGAACCCCUGGCAAGCACAUCUACCAUUAUCAUCCGUUUGGAAGAUGGGAAUAAUAAUAUGCCUGAGUUCAAAACUGACAAGUUGGAGCUCUCAGUUCAUGAGGGAGAAGUCAAAAAUAAUGUGCUGCGGUUAAAAGUAGAAGACAAGGAUACAAGAAAUACACCGGCUUGGAGAGCCAAGUACAAGAUAUUAUCUGGAAAUGAGAGCGGAAAUUACAACCUGACGACAGAUCCGGAAACAAAUGAAGGAAUUCUUGAUAUCAUAAAGCCUCUGGAUUUUGAAGGAACUCCCACGAAAACAGUUGUCAUAUCGGUUGAGAAUGAAGAACCAUUAUUCUCAUGUCAAAAUAACCAACUCAGGAUGGACAGGACAAACGAUUUGAGCAAAGUAACCAUCAGCAUUACUGUCAUAGACUCAAAUGAUGCUCCAGUUUUCUAUCCUCAAAUGAAAACAAUCAGAGAAAAAGAAGGUGUGAAGCCAGGCACGGUCCUGGGAGCGGUUAAUGCAAGUGAUCCUGAUAGGGUGCCAAAUAAAAUCAGGUAUAAAAUAGUUGAAGACCCUGCUGGUUGGUUUACUGUGGAUGAAAAUACGGGAGUCCUGAAAACAGUUGAAGAGCUGGACAGAGAAUCUCCUUAUGUUAACCAGACUCAAUACAAAGUGGUUCUUCAUGCUAUAGAUGAUGGUAACCCUCCAGCAACUGGUACGGGCACUGUUCUCAUCCACCUGUCAGAUGUCAAUGACAACACUCCUCAGUUGGUCAGGUCGUACAUGCAGAGAUGUGAACAGCAAAACACAAUGCCAUUCAUUGUUGAGGCUGCAGACAAAGAUCUGGAUCCAUACGCUGGACCAUUUACAUUUAAAUUUCCAGCAGAUCAUUCCAGAAGCUUGAAGGAAACCUGGGAUGUCAAACAGAAGUCUGACAGAUCUGCUGAAAUUUCAACAGCGCAAAACCUUGCUAGGGGGAACUACACCAUACCCCUGCAAAUUUCUGACAGACAGGGGUCUUACAGCCAACAAGUCCUCAGUUUAACGGUGUGCAACUGUCCAGAUGGAGAGAAUUGUGAAAGGUUGGACCCAGCCUCACACCAAUUGGGCGGUGGGGCUGUUGGGGCCAUAAUUGGGACUCUGCUCUUUUUCCUAUUGGCAUUAUGUUUACUUCUGUUAUUUAUCUGUGGCUCCGGUGGAAAGAAACAUCAUAAUAUCGCUGGAAAUGAGGACGGCAAUCAAACCUUGAUCCAGUAUAAUGAGGAGGGGGGAAGCGCUCUAUCUCAGGCUUCCCCGGCUGUCCUCAUGGCUAAUGGAAAUGGACAUGUUGAGACAAAGGAUAAAGAAGCAGUUGGACAAUCCCACUCAAGUGUAUUCACAAGGCCUCAGUAUCCGUCUUGGGAUGCAGAUGCAGUUGGGCGAACCCCCACAACACGGGCAAAGUUCUCUUCCUGGGAAACAAAUGGCGCAGGACCUGUAGGAUCUGCCUCUAGGCACACAGGACAAAAUCAGACCUGGGUACAGGGAAACCAGGCCAUACAGAGUCAGAAUGGCACAUGGCAUCAGAAUAACAAACACAUGAAGAAUGGCUUAUUUAAGAACAGACAGGAAAACACAUUUGUAGAAAAAAUUGGAGAAAUGCUCAGUCGGAGACUUCAGGGCAUCAAUGAAGAUGACGAAAUAAUCACAUACAAGCCUCGCACAUACGCCUACGAAGGAGAACUAGAGCGCAUUGACUCAAUGGAAUCCAUUAUCUUCUCUGACUACAACUUGGACUUCAGCUUCCUGGAUGAUUUUGACCCAAAGUUUUCCAGACUAGAAGAGAUCUGCAAGCAGUAAGACUGUGCGGACUAUGGACUCUUUCCACUCUGCCUGCUAUUGCACUGAGAAAUUCUGGGGAAUGUAUCUGAAAAGGAUCGCACAAAGGCUUAUUAAGUGGGAGGCUGAGGGGAAUUAUGCUUUGCUGCAGACGCUUUAUUAUACGUGUAUUGUACUAUUUCUUUUUAGCACAAAAAUGAUGAGGGGGAUGAAUGGGGAAAUGAGACAGUCCUUGGUCACUAAGUGGUAGACUGCUGAGGUUGACUGCUGAGAAUAUCUCUGGACAGGCUGCUGGGAUGAUUGCACAGGCAGGAGCUAUGGAAAUACAAUGCCACGGCUCAUUUCUAGACAAGGUAGACUGAUUACUUACAUAGUGUAGAUGACUGGAAGAUGGCUAAUGAGGAGUCCCUGCAAUGAACAUUCAGACUGACCACCGCUGAUCUUCCCUACUGAAAUACCUUACAUAUCCUUCAAGAAUUGGCAACAGGGACAAACAGGACUGUGCUUAACUCAGGAAGACAUGCAAAGAGGCCAGCCGUGUAUGAAAUCUACGGUAAUGGGGCUCUUCAUCUGGACUCUAUGCAUGGUGCAAACACAAGCUGAAUGUGUAUGAUAUAUGUAGUAUGAAUGCAUAAAUUAAUACCGAUAUAAGACCAACGUUGACUCCCAUGCCAAAACUACAAUGAGUCAAUACAACACAUGUUGCGGCAAUAUAAAGGGGGUCAACUGUUAGAAAGUACAGAAAAGUACCAGCUCCCUUAACAAAACAACGACCUACAAGAAGCGAAGCC
Bufo gargarizans (Asiatic toad) is the source of this 3457-nucleotide messenger RNA. RefSeq names its product cadherin-like protein 26. Gene Ontology annotation, molecular function: calcium ion binding; cadherin binding. The transcript is spliced from 20 exons. Gene Ontology annotation, biological process: calcium-dependent cell-cell adhesion; homophilic cell-cell adhesion; multicellular organism development. Bases 123 to 2687 code for a protein of 854 amino acids. The record is from RefSeq and is a predicted model, not a curated record. Gene Ontology annotation, cellular component: catenin complex; adherens junction; plasma membrane. NCBI's taxonomy places the organism in Eukaryota, Metazoa, Chordata, Amphibia, Anura, Bufonidae.